GUCGUCACUACCACCAUCCUUUUUAACCGGGACAACAUGGCUACUGCAGCUAACCGUUACUACAGCGAAGACGGCAGGGCAACGAAAAGACAGAAAACCGACGGAAUGGCCACGGGAUACGAAGAUCCGCACAAGACCCUUCCAUCCGUGGUGGUCCAUGUCCGGGGGCUGGUGGAUGGUGUUACAGAAGCUGACCUCGUGGAAGCCUUGCAAGAAUUUGGAGCAAUCAGCUAUGUGGUGGUGAUGCCCAAUAAGCGUCAGGCGCUGGUAGAGUACGAGGACAUGAACGGAUCAUCCACAGCUGUGACUUAUGCUGCAGACAACCAGGUAUACAUCGCCGGCCACCCAGCGUUCAUCAACUACUCCACCAGCCAGAAGAUAUCCAGGCCCGGAGACUCUGAUGACUCGAGAACCGUUAACAAUGUUCUUCUGUUCACUAUCAUGAACCCCAUCUACCCUAUUACAACGGACGUCCUCUACACUAUCUGCAACAACUGUGGGCCGGUCCAGAGAAUCGUUAUCUUCAGGAAAAACGGCGUCCAGGCAAUGGUUGAGUUUGACUCCGUUCAAAGUGCCCAGAGGGCCAAGGCGUCACUCAAUGGAGCAGAUAUCUACUCUGGCUGCUGCACCCUGAAGAUCGAGUAUGCAAAGCCAACUCGUUUGAAUGUGUUCAAGAAUGACCAGGACACUUGGGACUACACAAACCCCAAUCUGGGAGGCCCAGAUGGUGAUGCAGAUGGCAAUGGGAGCAAUGCAGACGAUGUGAAUGCCAACCCUAACAAGCGCCAGAGACAGCCUGCUCUGCUGGGCGACCACCCUCCAGAGUACGGAGGCGGUUACCAUGGUUACGAUGAAAGCUACGGAUCCCCGCCCUACGAAGGUCGUCGUAUGGGUCCACCAAUGAGAGGGCGUGGAGGGAGAAGCUACGGUCCAGGCUACGGACCUCCUCCCCCUCCUCCUGGCGAGUACGGCGCACAUGCUGAUUCGCCGGUUGUCAUGGUGUACGGGUUGGACCCUGUCAAGAUGAAUGCCGACCGCGUCUUCAACAUCUUCUGUCUCUAUGGGAACGUAGAGCGGGUGAAGUUCAUGAAGAGUAAGCCCGGAGCAGCCAUGGUGGAGAUGGGAGACUGCUACGCUGUGGACCGUGCAAUCACUCACCUCAACAACAACUUCCUGUUUGGACAGAAACUGAAUGUGUGCGUAUCCAAGCAGCAAGCCAUCGUUCCUGGUCAAUGCUACGAGCUGGAAGAUGGCACAAGCAGCUUCAAGGAAUUCCAUGGCUCCAGGAACAACCGGUUCACCUCCCCAGAACAAGCAGCUAAAAACCGCAUCCAGCACCCGAGCAACGUGCUGCACUUCUUCAACGCUCAGCCAGAAGCCACGCCGGAGAUCUUCUCUCAGAUUUGUGACGAGAUCGGUGUCAAGGCUCCUGUUAAUGUCAAAAUGUUCACAGGAAAAAGCGGAGCAGCUCCCAGUGAUCGCAGUGCUUCAGGUCUGUUAGAGUGGGAGUCGAUCAACGAUGCUAUGGAAGCUCUGGCCAUGAUAAACCACUACCAAAUGAAAAAUCCAACCGGUCCCUACCCGUACACCCUCAAACUGUGCUUCUCCACUGUUCAGCACGCCAACUGAGCGCUCUUUUGUAUCGAGGAAGCUGAAGAUUGGUCCUGCAUUCCCAUGUUCACGUGUACUUAGACCAUAACUGCUUGCGACACACCACGGGGGAGAAACAGAUUUUCAACAGUCAUGUAUUGUAACCUCUCACAAUGCAGUUGUGAUUCUGUGUAUUUGAUAUAUUAAGCUUAACUAAUGCUAACAAGCAUUUAAACUUUUGAUAUUUAUCCCCCAGAUGUGUGGCAUCAACAUGUUUUCACCCCAGCCCCUCAAUUACUGCCGUUUUUGUUAGAAGCCUCAAGAUGUCAUUGGACGCUUAUCUUCUGACAUAACAGCUGUAUUUGUAACCCUGAGAGUGAGAACAAGUUGGCAUUAGAGUAUCAGUUUUUGUGUGUCUUCAAUAUUAAGUUGUCCUUUUUACUUUUUUGUAUCAUACAGGAACCUGACAUAGAACAUUUAAAAGAUUGUUCUAAGCUCGGGUUGUUCAGUGGCAGUGGACAACAUGGUUUUGUAAAAGCUGUCUUUUGCAACUUUUAUCAAAUUUUUUUUUUUUUUUUGUUUUGUUAUUUUAAUUUGUCUGUUUAGGUCUGCGUCUUCGUGUCUGGUGCGCAGAGAAUUUUGUUCUUACAAAAUAAAAAACAAACUUGAAUUCAAA
Molecule: messenger RNA, 2266 nt
Organism: Maylandia zebra (zebra mbuna)
Lineage: Eukaryota; Metazoa; Chordata; Actinopteri; Cichliformes; Cichlidae
Product: heterogeneous nuclear ribonucleoprotein L
Biological process (GO): mRNA processing
Cellular component (GO): nucleus
Molecular function (GO): RNA binding
Source: RefSeq, a predicted model, not a curated record